Molecule: messenger RNA, 3469 nt
Organism: Saccostrea echinata
Lineage: Eukaryota; Metazoa; Mollusca; Bivalvia; Ostreida; Ostreidae
Exons: 21
Coding region: 18-3428 (1136 amino acids)
Biological process (GO): norepinephrine biosynthetic process; octopamine biosynthetic process; dopamine catabolic process
Cellular component (GO): secretory granule membrane
Molecular function (GO): dopamine beta-monooxygenase activity; copper ion binding
Source: RefSeq, a predicted model, not a curated record
UAAACUAGCCAUACAUAAUGAUGGCUGAAGUAGCUGAUUUCCUUGUCGUAUGCCUACUAGUAGUAAACACAAUUAAUUGUCUUCCUGCACACUCACCGGGGACAAAAUAUUCUCCAAUUCCGACAGAGAAGUUUUCAAAACAUACAGUGCUAGACCCUGUCGGAAAUUUUCAUCUAUUUUGGAAUUUUAAUUCUACUCAUAUAACAUUUGAAGCUCAUGUCAAAACACGCGGAUAUGUGGGCAUUGGCCUUUCUCCUAACGGAAAGAUGUACCCAGCAGACAUCGUCAUUGGAUGGGUAAAACACGGGCAUGCAUUCUUGAAGGAUAGACACUCAAGUGGACAUUUUGAACCAGUCAUUGACGCUUCACAGGACUGGGUUCUUCUUCAUGGAGAAGAAAACAAUCAUGGAACUGUAAUCAAGACAGUCCGUAAACUGGACACGUGUGACGAUGAUGACGUCAAGAUAACGAACGACACCGUUCGGGUAAUUUACGCCUACAGUGACCAUGAACCUCAGCACGAGGGCGAAGGUCUUGUUUAUCAUGGGACCCACAGAGGCGCCAAAAGUCUCAUGUUAUUGACCGAGACCAAAAAAGCCGCCAUACCAAGUGACGUCAUAACACGAGAUCUGCUGAAUAACAAGUUUCUCGUACCAGAUGUUGACACUUAUUAUAUGUGUACAGUAUUUGACCUUUCUGACUUUGGAAAGAAACAUCACAUGAUAAAGUAUGAACCAAUUAUACAAAAAGGCAAUGAAGGAUUGGUUCACCACAUUCUUCUUCACAAGUGUUCUGGAAUAGACAGAAAAUAUGUUGGCGUUAGAUUUAAUUGUUAUUCUAAUCACAACCACCAACUCAAACCCUGCGGCAAAGUCAUUCUGGCUUGGGCAGUUGGAGGAAAGGAGUUUUAUUAUCCCGAGGAAGCGGGUCUACCUAUCGGAGAACCAGGAGACAAUGACCUUUAUAUCAUGGAGACUCAUUUUAACAAUCCUGACAGGAGAAAUGAUUUUGUGGAUAACUCUGGAUUUCGUCUGACCUUGACCCCGACACUCAGGAGACAUGAUGCUGGUAUUCUGACAGCAGGAAUGAAAGUCAAUGAUAUGCAGAUAAUUCCUCCAUUCGAAAAGGAGUUCCUAUCUAGUGGAUUUUGUUCACAAGAGUGUUUAAAAAAGGGUCUUGAUUCUUUCUCCGAUGGAGUAAACGUAUUUGCAAUUCUCGAGCACGGUCAUUUGCUGGCCAGAAAAAUUAAGACUAGAAUUAUCCGUAAUGGGACUGAACUAGAACCGUUAGCAAUGGACAAUAAUUAUGAUUUUAAUUACCAAGAUUAUCGAUACUUUACCAAGACUAGAAAAUUAAUGUCGGGCGAUGAACUGGUUGUGGAAUGCAAUUACGAUUCUUCACAAAAGUCUGCUGUUACUUAUGGAGGAUUAGCUACAACUGAUGAGAUGUGUCUAUCUUUCUUGGUUUACUAUCCACGGAUGGCUGUAGAAAGCUGUCAGAGUAGCCCGAUGUAUAACAGUAUCCACAGAGUGGGCUAUGGCGGACGUCCAGUGGCAUCCAUGUUUGAUUUGACUUCAUCAGCCUCCAGAACUUAUUUCAAUAUUGUUCUCGCAUCGACAAACCACCGGACGUCCUGUUCUGGGUCAUCAUUGACACCAAAGCACAGCCAUCAAGAACUCCAGAUGCUUAUCCCAGAUUCUCCUUACUUUGAACCGCCAUCUACUUGUCCUACGUCGUUGAAUCUAAAGAUGACGUCACUUCCAACAACGCCUAAUCCAUGUGGAUCUCCUAAACCGACGGAACAAUUUGACUUUCAGGAAAACAUAGAUCCUGAUGGAAAAUAUGUACUCUUCUGGAAUGUGAACAAAACACACAUUGUAUUUGAGGCACACGUAGAAACUAAGGGUUACAUUGGAUUUGGAUUAUCACCAAACGGUAAAAUGUAUCCUGCAGACAUCAUAGUUGGAUGGGUCAAAGAUGGAGUUCCUCAUUUCAAGGACAUGUACAGUGUUGGUCACUCUAGACCUAUCGUGGAUUCGUCUCAAGACUGGCAUCUUCUUUACGCAAAUGAGGAUAGUUGUCGGACUUCCUUAAAAAUGGUCAGGAAGCUAGACACCUGUGAUGAUAAAGACUUCAAAAUCACGGAUGACACAGUGAAGAUAAUUUAUUCGUACCACCACAAUGAUCCCGUCAAUCAUGACGCCAUUAUGUACCAUGGAGUCAACCGCGGGGUCAAAAGUCUAUUGCUUCUGUCCAAAAUAACCCCUCCAGUGCUAGAGAGCGAUUCCCAAGUUGUUGAUUUUUUCAACAAUAACUACCACGUACCUGCUGUCGACACGACGUACAGCUGCCGAAUCUUUGACUUUUCUUCUCUUCACAAAAAGCACCAUCUAACAAAGUUCGAGGUUAUAGUACAGAAAGGUCAUGAAGUUUUGGUUCACCACAUGGUUAUUUACAAGUGUCCAGGAAUCAACAGAAACCUCGUCAACUCCCCUAAUUACGUGUGUUACGAGGAUCCAGACAAAUCCAAACAUCCGUGUGGUAAAAUCGUGGCCAUCUGGGCCGUGGGAGGAGAGGCGUUUUACUUCCCUGACGAGGCUGGACUUCCUGUGGCAGAACCCGGGGACACAGAUCUGUACAUCAUGGAGACCCAUUACAACAAUCCAGGAUUAAGAAAUGACUUGGUGGACAGCUCCGGGUUCCGGUUGACCGUGACCCCCACCCUGAGACUUCAUGACGCUGGUAUUCUGGAGGUGUCGGCCAUGGUUGACCAGAGUCAAGUAAUUCCUCCUCAUCAGCCCAAUUUUAUCUCGACCGUCUUCUGUAACGCAUCCAUUUUACAUCAGGGACUGAAAGACUUUCCAGACGGUAUCCAUGUCUUUGGAGUCCAGCAACACGCCCAUCUUCUCGGCAAGGCGAUAAAAACACGACUUAUUCGAGGUGGAGUGGAACAGAAACCGUUAGCAGACGACAGACAUUACGACUUUAAUUAUCAGGAUUUCCGUCGAACAAACAGAACACUAAGAGACGGCGACAGCAUUAUAGUUGAGUGUACCUAUGACUCCACUGGACGAACCAAUGUAACAUAUGGAGGAUUUUCUACAAGUGAAGAAAUGUGUAUUUCAUUUAUAUUCCACUAUCCACGCACACGACUUUAUGACUGUUUGAGCAAACCACUGUAUAACAGGUUCCAUCAUAAUAGCAAGAAUCAGUGGAGUCUCUUAGGAACAUUGGCAUCUGAGUUUAAUGGCUUUGACUGGAAGAACUCGACUGUGUUCCAAGAGUUUAAUGAUAGUCUGGCUAACGACUCUUACUUCUACGUAUACGGUCACGACAAAAAUAUGUAUAACUACAGUGUCUUCCACCCCCAGACUAUGUACCCUACAGUACCUUACACAGAGCAGAUAGACACAACCUGUACUGUUUAAACUACUGACUUUGUUUUAAAUCUUAGCAUGUAACGUUGAGG